AAAACUCUUCGUCUCUUCUUCAAUUCCACAAUGAUGGAAGUCGACGUACCUCACACAAUCCCCAAUGGAAUUCCUGAGCAGGCAAAGGAAAGAUUUACCAGCGGUCUUAUUCUUCCUCCUCCAGAAAUCAAAUCCGUGAUUGACAAAACUGCUUCAUAUGUUGCCCAGUCUGCGAACCCACCUCUUUUCGAGGACAAAGUCCGAGAAGGGCAGCGCUCAGAUCCAAAAUUCUCCUUCCUCAAUCCAGCUGACCCGUACCAUGCAUACUACCGACACAAGAUGGACAAAAUAUUCCAAGGCGAAAUUGAUGAUGAACAGGUUCCAUCUGGGGAUGACAAAGUAGACGGCGCCGCGAUUCAAGCCAAGGUUGUCGAUGUUGGUCUCGAACCACCGACGCCCGUAUUCAUCAUCGACAUGCCAAACAUUAGUGCGAUCGACUUGGACACCAUGAAACUCACUGCUUUAUUCACCGCCCGACGUGGUCGAAACUUUCUCGCUGCGCUUUCUGCUAGGGAAGGCCGAAACUAUCAAUUCGACUUCCUGAGACCUAAUCACUCCCUCUUUGGCUACUUUAAUCGGCUGGUGGAUCAGUAUACCAAAAUAAUAAAUCCUGACAAGGAAACCUUGGAAAUACUGAAAAGCCGCGUUGACGAAGGAGCACGUUCAAAGACUCUGGACUUAGCGCGGAAGCAUGCCAAAUGGGAGCGAAGAAAGAGAGAGAAAGAAAAGAGACGACAAGACGACCAGGAAGCGGAACGAAUCGCGUUCGCUGAGAUUGAUUGGCAUGACUAUGCCAUUGUUCAGACCAUUGAAUUCACAAUCGCGGAUGCCACUUCUGAACUUCCUCCGCCAAUGAGUGUACAGGAAGUAGAGAACAUGACUCUGGCACAGAAACGAAUGGCCGCUAUGAUCAUGGAAAAUACCGUCGAAGACGUUGAAGCUCAUCGUGCCAAACAAGCUGCGGCGGAAGCUGAGGCUGCUGCAGCAGUCGGCAAUGCUGGUAUAGGAGGCGACGAUGCUGCUAUGGAGGAGAGCGAUGAUGAAGAUGAAGAAAGAGUGAUGCGCGAGCAGGAGGAGAAGAGGAGAGAGAUUGAGCGUGCAAAAGCCUUACAAGCUAGCUCUGUGAAUGCAGCUGCUGGGCCAAUGAAAAUUCGAACAGACUAUGUCCCGAAACUUGGGUCGAAGAACACCAAAGCUGCAAUGACUAGCUGCAGUAUCUGUGGCCAGCAAAUACCUGUCGACGAGCUACAAGAACACAUGCGUAUUGAACUGCUAGAUCCUCGAUGGAAAGAGCAACGAGACGCACUUGAAGCUCGAAAAGCCCAGGCGUCUGAGCUACAGCGUGGUGCUAACGUUGUCUCGUCGCUCAAGAAUCUUGCUCGUACUCGUGUCGACAUUUUUGGUGCCGAACAAGACGAGGAACGAAGGAAGAAGGAGGAAGAGGAGGAACGGGAAAGACGGAAAGAGAGGGAAAAAGUUGUCUGGGAUGGUCAUACUGCUUCGAAGGCCAAUACGCUGGACAAAUUCUCCACAAACGUCAAUUUCGACGAACAGAUUGCCGCUAUCCAUCGUUCAAAGGGUCUCGGGCCGCAACAAGCGAAUGCUAUUGGGCCUGGCAUUGGUCCCGCAGCUGCACCUUCCCCGCUCACUUCCCUUCCACCCCCUCAUGCGUCAUUACCAGCACCUCCACAGGCAUCUUCCAAUCCAGCAUAUUCCACCGCUACAGUGUCGUCCGGUCCUCAACCUGCUUCGGCGUACCAGACGCCACCCGUUAUGCUACCCCCUUUGCAUUUCCAGGGCAUCGAAACCACGCAGCCUUUCGGUUAUCAACCUGGUAUCGCGCCCGGGAUGCACCCUUCACGAGUAGCUGCUUUAGCGGCCGCAAACGGUGUACUGCAAUCCCAAGCUGGUGUCGUUCGAAGUGCUGAUCAAAUGGAGGGCGUAGAGGACGACAUCCCUCCUGCCAAAAGGCAAAAGGUGAACAAAAUUCCCGGAAGCCAAAUAUACUCAGAAGAAGACUGGAUUGGAAUGCAUCCUCAUCCCAUCUCUCUUCAAUUCCAAUUACCGACAGAUAAUACCAAGCCAGAGUGGAAGUUCGACGGCAAGAUUGUUACUGUCCCAGAUCUUCCUCUCAAUCUUCUUGUCUCGACGUUGCGCGAGCGUAUCAUACAACACAUUGGCAGCUCAGUAAAUGUCUCUCGUAUACGGUUAUCCUAUGCUGGCAAAAUGCUCACGAAUAAAAGCACUAUUGCAAGCUACAAUAUGGAGGACGAAGAGCUUGUGACAUUAACUUUAGGAGAUGCAAAGAAAAAGUGACGGAGUACCCUCCAGGAAUCUUUCCAUUCGUACGUGCAAAUACAUCUCCUGUUUUUGUAGCAAUAUGUGCUUGAUAAAGUAUGUACUUCAUCAUACAGAUCACCUUUCUUGCAAUGGUCAUUGAACAUCCAUAACCUCAAGUGCCCGUGCAAAAUUUCCUUUUUGAAGUUGUCUCUGUCCGUUCCAACGGCGCGUCCCUUUUGCCCUAUAAUGCAGUCAUGUGACCCUGUUCCGGUUGCAGCCCUUUUACUUUCCCAAUGGUGACUCCAACCCUGCGCUCUACCUGUCCAACAAAAGCCUCCCCUGAGCCUCCCUCACCAUAUUGCAUUGUCCUGAAGCUUACAUGAUUGUUCUUUGUUCCCCUCUGUUCUGUAAUUAUUGUACCUUUAUAAAUUGUUGCUGUUUCUAGCUCACAUCUUACACAAAUUUCCCCAGUGCCACAAGUCUCCUGCUUCUAUGAUCUUUACUUGAUGUCUACUGAAAUAAGCAUUCAUU
Molecule: messenger RNA, 2811 nt
Organism: Lentinula edodes (shiitake mushroom)
Lineage: Eukaryota; Fungi; Basidiomycota; Agaricomycetes; Agaricales; Omphalotaceae
Product: Pre-mRNA splicing factor PRP21 like protein-domain-containing protein
Exons: 7
Coding region: 31-2316 (761 amino acids)
Biological process (GO): regulation of alternative mRNA splicing, via spliceosome; mRNA cis splicing, via spliceosome
Cellular component (GO): catalytic step 2 spliceosome; U2 snRNP; U2-type prespliceosome
Molecular function (GO): protein binding; RNA binding
Source: RefSeq, a predicted model, not a curated record